Molecule: messenger RNA, 2275 nt
Organism: Moneuplotes crassus
Lineage: Eukaryota; Ciliophora; Spirotrichea; Euplotida; Euplotidae
Source: the annotation of a GenBank genome assembly
AUGGAGCUAGAUCCAUACGACUCAAUCGCCUUCAGAGAGAAAAUUCAGAGACUUUCUGUCGCUGAACUCAACCAGAUCCUUGAAGAAGCCAAGUCUGCAAUAGACAUAAAAGAGAGUAAGCAAGGCCAACACUUGGCGAGGCUUGAGUGGCUGCGUCUAAGACUAUUGAUCUAUGGUGGCAAGUCUUGCGAAGAGAACUUGCAGGAGUUUGAAGAAUUAUAUCAAAAUUUAGUUAGUUCAGAACCAGAGAAUGAGGAAGAAGCUAUCCCACUUAAAUAUAAGGCUGAGUUUUUGAACUUGUUCCUCGAUAUCUUCAUGUCCAACGGAGGAUAUACAAGAUGUCAGGUCAUUAUGAAGAUAUUCAAAGAUCUUUUCGAUGCCAACCCCACUGAUGACUUUGUUGCUUUCAAGUACUACUCAGCUUACCUGAGUGUGGGAACAAAUUACAUGACUUUGUCAGCAAAGACUCCCGAAGAAUACAUUGGAAUUAUAUCUGAAGAUAUUUCUUCUCGAGAUUUUCCAGAACAAGUUGCCACUCAUUUGGAUCUUAUUCAGAAGUUUAUGAUUGCAAACUUCUAUAUCUCGAGAGACAUCACCAAGUGGAUAUCUGUAUGAGAUGAACUACUCGACAUUUGAAAAUCAACAAAACUCUUAGUCUACAUGAGAGACCUCGCUCUUCAUAAUUUUGAGAAUUGUUGGAAGACUGAUAAAGAAUUCAAAGAUAGAAUAGAGCUAGUGAUUUCUUUGGUAGAACAAGAGCUUAAGACUCAUCCAGAGCCAGAGCUAGCUGAGUCUCAAAUCGCGCUGAACUUGUUCAAAAUGCUACAAAUGCGGGAGAAAAGAGAAACAGAAGGAAUCAUUGAAUGCACCAAAGCUUUAGAGAGCCUACUGAGCCAUCACAAACUUGAAAAAUGUUCUAUACUGUACUAUCAGAUAAUAUGUAGCAUGCAAUUAUUUAGGGGUCAAACAAUACAAAUGCUCGACCCUGAUUCUGUAGAUCAAGGCAAAAUCUUCAGCUUCAGCAGAGAUAUGGAGAAGCUAGUUGAUGAGUCUACUUAUGAAAAUAACUAUUAUAUGUUGGAAUCUUUUGGAGCUCUCGCUAGUUUCGAAGAGAUUAUGGGAGUCCAAGUUGACUACAAAGUCUCCAAGAAGUAUGCUGAAACCAUCAAACAAGACAAGUUGACAUAUAUUGCUUUCAUGGGAUCUUUCUCAAUGAUCAGAGACGUCAGCUUGAAGCCAUACGUGGAGACUGCUCUUGAGUAUUGUGAAGACCUUGGAAUUGACAAGCUUCACCUUUUCAGAGUCAACCUUGACUUCGUGGAUACCUAUCUCACAUUGCUACUUCCUGGAGUAUCUAAACUAGAGGAAGUCCUGUCCAACUUUGAUUCCUUAGCUGAAUUGUAUGAAGCCAACAGGAAUGCCAUGAUUGAUGUGACUCUCAAGUUGAUCUAUUCCAUGCAGUUACCUAUCGCAGAAAAAUUGAAUCAUACAGACAAGUAUGCAAUGAUUGCUCAGAAGUUGCUGGCUACUGAGACAAUUGUUGCUGAAUCCAAUGAUAGUAUCUAUGUGAAUACAAUUAACAUUCUCUUGAAUCGCAAAGACUUCCAACUUGGCAACAAAGUCUGUAACGACUUUUUGAAUUAUGCUAAGAAAGAAGGAGAGAACACCAAGUCUUAUCACAAAGCUCUUUCUAAAUAAACUUGAUUGCUCAAUGGUGUUAAAUAAUGGUCAGGAAUACAUAGAGUUCUCUCAGAACUACGAGCAGAUUACCAAGACAGUCUAUGGAGCCAACUCGAUGGAGCAUGCACAUGCUAUAAAAUUAUUGGCUCAGGGCAAAGUGAAGUUGGGACAAUAUCAAGAAGCCUAUCAACGCUACCUUGACUGUUAUGACAUCUACAAAGCCAAGUUCGGGUCCGAAGUCAACUCUGAAAGUUCACUAGUUCUGGCCAAAAUGGCCAAAUUAAAGAGCCUUUGGAGAGAAUUUGAGGAUGCAGAAAAUCUAAUCAAGAAAGCAAAAGAGAUCGAAGAAAAGGUAACUUCAAAGCAUUCACCCAAGUAUGCUAUUAUCAAGAAUUGAGAAGCCACAGUCAACCAAGAAAAACAAAAGGCAUUACAAGAAGGUAAGCUUCAAGGUGGCAACAGACAUUUUUCAAAAACAAAAGUAGCUGUGGCACUGGUUGGUAUUGGAUUGGCUACAUUUGGAGCAAUUUAUUACAUCAAGGGCAAGGAAUCAAAAUAAGCACUGGUUGGCCUUAACUGUACUCAAUACUUUUAA